Messenger RNA from Seriola aureovittata, 10775 nucleotides. RefSeq lists its product as uncharacterized. The coding region runs from base 422 to 2080 and encodes 552 amino acids. NCBI's taxonomy places the organism in Eukaryota, Metazoa, Chordata, Actinopteri, Carangiformes, Carangidae. The transcript has 10 exons. The record is from RefSeq and is a predicted model, not a curated record.
ACACACACACACACAAACCUACCCCUACCCCAAUCCCACCCCCUUCACACUACGAUCAGUUUGACCACAUGCGUGCACAUCGGACCUGGAGUCGUGCAUAUUUACUGGUGGCCUGAGGUUAAACUGAAGAGCGGCUGCUUGUCUUGGAGCCUCCAAGCCCGAAUUGACGAUCUUUACCGAAGCUCUCCGAAUCCGACCACCGCCGAUCUCAAAUGGUCCACAAACCCGACAUUAACCGAAACUCUUCAGCUGUUCCCGAUCUGUCCCCCAUUGAAGUCUGAUUUUGUCGGGGCGAGAUUCAGUGAAAUAAAGAAAGAAAAAUAGAGAGAGGGGCAUUUCCAGAAUCCAUUUCCUGACUGAGCCCCUCCCAGUCCGGAGAUUUUCGGGUUCCGAGGCUUGAGGAAGAGAACAACUAUUCAAGAUGAAAGUAAUCAGCGCCGUGGUGCUCAGCGCCCUGUUCUGCACUGUUGUGUCAGCAACCUUAAAAGUCAAAGAGGAACGCAGGACGGCAUUCUUCGGGGAGGACAUUCACAUCGAUGUCCCGUCGGGGAACGUCGGAGAGGUCGUGUUUAAACCCAGGACCAAUCACUCCGCUGAGGUGGUUCUGAUGCAAGCUGGGAUAGUGUUGUCCCCCCGAGGCCGCCUCAACUCCCUGGGUCACCUGGUGCUGGAGAACGUGCAGGAGGAGGACGAAGGCGUGUAUGUAAUCAAGAACAGCAACAACCCCAACGCCGACAAGCAGCUCGUCCUCAUUGUCAGGGACUGCGCUGUGGAGCAAGUGGUGAAGUAUGGAGAAAGCUACUACAUCCACUUGAACCAAGUUGAUGGCCCCAUCACCCUGGAGUUCAGGCCCAGUCUGGUUCAGGCCAAUCAAACGGAGAUGCAGCAAACUACAGAGCCUCCGCCCAGGGUGGUGUACAAUCAGACGGGGUUGACGGCGGAAGAAUACGUGGGACGCCUCAGUGUGUCGGAGAAACGGGUGACGCUGCACUCGGUCAGGAUGACGGAUGAGGGGAGCUUCACAGUGCUGGACCGUGAGGGUAAAGUCAGGAGGAGGAACUGCCUGAAUGUCAGAGAACACCAGAACUUCAUGCACCUCUCCUACGGAGGAAACCUGAAGAUGAAACUCUACCUGCACCGGUCCAACCUCAACAUCGUCUACAGGCCCAAAUCAGACAAUCAUGACCGGGUCAUCCUGGACCAGGGGGUUCUGGUGACGCCGCUAGACCCUCAGCUGGAGGGCAGGCUGACCGUGGAGGGGUCAGAGCUCAUCAUGAAGAAGGUCCGCGUGGCCGACACGGGUGUCUUCAAGUUGACAGACCUGGCUGGGUUUCCUGUGGCUCAUGUCUACAUAGAGGUGGAGGCCUAUAAACUGCCUCCCCUGACAGUGGCUGUCCUCUCCAUGCUGGGCCUGAUCGCAUUCAUGCUGCUGGUGUGUUUGCUGUCCUGCAUCUAUAAGGUGCACAAGAGGAACGAAAAGAACAAGAAGCUGAUGCUCAUUGCUCAGCAGGCUGGGAAGGGAGAUGGCGAAGCUUUCAGACAGGUGGUCCAUGAGGCGUACACCAGGUUCACUGAGGAGUCUCUGACGCAGUCUGUGUGUGAUAAACCCUCCGAGAGCACAGAGGUCACCAUCAAGGGCCUUGAGGUGUCCAAACCCGGCCGCUACCAGGCUCUUACGUCAGACAACUUUCUGGAGAUGAGCGACUCUGGAGUGGAGUUCACCACCUCUGGUCUCCCUCUAGACAGCGACACUGAAGCUGUGAUGACCUACGCCUCCCACAAACCCCUCCUGAACGCCGUGUCCCCUACAGCCGUGACCGAGGCAGCUAACUCAGACAGCCUGGAGGCCACCGUCGUCCCUGAUCUCAGCGCCAGUCGGACCCCUGACUCCGCCAUGAGCGCCAGCCCCGCCUCCAAUCCUCGCUCACUUGCAGCUACGACCCCCGAUGGCAGCCUGCAUGGCGCCGCGUCGCCGGGAACGGCCUCCAGGGGCACCGUUGGGUCAGAUCCAGCCCAGAUGGAGGGAGGGGCUGAGAAUGGAGAAGCUGAGCAGAAAGAGGAAUCAGCACAGAGCACCUGAGAGGAAACACCAGGGUGGAUUCUUUUUUAGCUCAUCUCUUCUCUUCUUCAUCUUUCUGAACCUUAUCUUAUCAAACACCACCCAGUCCUCCAUCACUGCGUUUGAAACAACACCUGAGACAAAAUAUUCACGCUUGGAUUCGGAUAUCAGUGUAGCCCAGGAGAAAAUAAUAAAAAAGGCAAUUGCACAUAAUGCACAAAGCAAAAUCGAUUGCACUAUGCACUGAAAAAUGAGAUGCAAAAAGUAAACCUAAACUCUUAUCAAAACAAGAACAAUGCAAUUUUGCAUCCAUAGGGAAAAUGCAUGCAUUUAAAUUAAACAUUAAAGUAGAUAUAAUAGUUCAGGUCUACAGGACAACGCUCACGUUAGAGUAGACUGCCUGCAUGCGAGCUUCAACGGGCUAAAGAAGCACAGGAUCAAAACAAAGUUAUGAUGAUGUGACAAGGGUGAAACACUCUUAGCACUAAACACCUAAAUGGGAUGAAAUGAUUUUUAGCUCCUGUAGAAAGGUCAUCAAACAAUUACAGCAGUUUGACAGUUCGACAGGUGGAGUCAGCUCACUGCGAGGAAUCAAACCGAGGCCACUAACAACAGCAGCAAAGAGCGAAUCUCAACGUGUUGCCUCUGACAGCACUUUGGUCUGCUCUCACAGCGUCAGACAAACACCGCCGUGAUUGCAUCUCAUCCCACCCGCACACAGACUCUAUUAUUAAGCAUGUCAGAAAGUGUCUCCUCCACUCAGACACAAGUGCUUGUCUCAGCACUCGCUCAUGAGAAACACCUCCUUCUGAAAAACCUGCAAACUCAAAACAAGCUCAACUGGAUUGCAUAUCACCACUCCUGUGCUGUGUGAGUGCUGCUGGUGUUUUUCCUUUCUAUUAGAAAUCGUGGGUCAAAUCUGCCACAUUUUAAGACAUAAUCUAAAAAUAAAAACACAUCUCUGUCAGAAAACACCUACGAGAAACACAGCGAACUGUAGAAACGACCUCAUCUGUUUGUUUUUUUUGUCCCUGUCAGAGCAAAACAAGAUUGGAUAGAAGACUGUGCAACACUUUUAGGACUUCUGGAACAGCCCUCUAGAACAUAAUUGGAUUCUUGGUCUUUUUGCAGAUGGACUGAUUCACUGACACCGCAGAGAGUGAGGAGCAGUGAUGAAAGACGACGACAGAGAUGGAUAAGGGUGCCAUUCGGGGGGGGAACAGAUGAAUGACUUGCAUGAUUUAAAGCCCCAUCCCCCACCCCCAUCCAUCUCACGGAGCUCUGAUUAUUGUGGCCCCAUUGUUUUGCCAAAAUGAAGUGACUGGAAAGACGCAGUUGGAUCAAUCUGCGACAACAACACAGCCUCAGCCUGCAGCCCCUGAACGCAACGAAUAAGUGAUAAUGAGAGGUGUACGAGUGUGUGUUUCGUAACACAGCAACCAACUAUGUUAGACAUUCAGUGCAACUGCAUGGAGACAUCAGUCCACUCAGCCCAUGAAAAAUAGAAAAUGAAAAAGAGGAGGACACAAACCCCGAAUAAUAUAAAUAACUCACCUCACGUUUACUGCUGGUGCUCUAUGAAUCCAAACCCACCGUACAAUUAAGUGACACUGAGGCUACUACUGACUGUAGCAGUAACAGUAUGUAGUGUGUGUGUAGCACAGGACGGACUUGUGUUUACAACCACUUCAGUUUAAAUGUAUUCAGCUGCUCUGUGACCAGGUUACACUUCUUAUUGAUUUAAGGGGCAUUUAAAUCUCAAUAACUAAUAGUUCAUACUAAAUAUCUGUUUACUGCAGAGCUCCAAAGCAGCGGUUCCCCAGGCCAAAUAAUAUGUUCUCAGAGCACUUUUUAUUUUAAUGAUAACGAUUUAACAUUCAGGAUUGAACUAAUGAACUGAAAGCUUUAUUUAUUUAUUUAUUUAUUUAUUUGACAGGGGAGAGAUCACCUGUCGAUUCACCUUGUUGCUAACCAGCUGUACAUUUUGAUACUGGAUAUAAUCUUUUAAAUAGAAAACAAGUACAUGAUGUGGUCCGGCAACAAACGUAAAAGUUCCUGUUACUGGCUUAUCACACUGAUAGGCCUUAGUAUGAGGAACAAACAAAGAAAGGAGUAAACAUUUUUUAUGUUUUUGAAGAUCAUUUUGUUUUAAAAUAUUUAAAAACAUUAUUUAUAUUUUCAGUUUUUAUUUAUAUAAUAACAUUUUUUUUAUCAAAAUUGUACUGGAACCAAUGCUCUUAAGCAUCUGUGCGUGAGACUGGAUGUGGUACAGAUGUAGUCGAGUAGCUUCUAAAUGACAUCCUUGGAGAAAAUCUGCUCUUUUUUUUUUUUUUUUUAAGUUUUAUUUUUCAAGGAAUUGCUGAAAUCUGGGUAAAUCAAUAGUGGCUCAUCAACAAUAAAAACAUUUUGUAGGAGAAUAAAGAAAGAAAAGAUCUAAGUGAUGGACCACAGAAACACAGAUGGGAGAGUGGAAGCAGUGGCACGAGUUCAAAUGUAUUUAAAGAGAAGCAUGACGGAGUUGAUUAGAUUCAGCUCCCACAGUCCUAACGACUGCUCUGGACUAAUUAGCUCCCCUUCGUUGCUGUGGAAGGAGCCUGUGGGCUAAUUCAGGUCACAGGAAGCCGAUUUACACCAAAGACAUCUCACAGAACGAGAGCAAGACAUCUCACUCUGCCGCAGAAAGCAUGUCCUCUCCUCCACAGGGCCAAACACUCUGUGAUACUUACAUCGAGGCCCCCACCACACACACACACACACACUUAAAAGAGUACAGCACUUUUGCACCUUUGGGGAAGCAGAGCAGUAUCCACGGCAACAUCAGUCACAUGCUUCACCCACUGACAUACCAUAUACCAAACAUGGGGGGUUUUCAUCAUAACAUGGCUCCAGUGUCCCAAGGAUGCCAUUUAGAUGUCACUGCUAUUGUUGCCUAUCGACAGCCAUUAGCGGUGUGGCUACCUCAUGCUGUAACUGAAUUGAUGUCAACCUGGGAAGUCUGAGAGAUUUACGACCUAUACCUCUGAGGGGGGCUAAAAGAAAAGCACAAAUUUUAACUAAUUUUGAAGCAAGAAAAAAAAAAUUCACAUUGUGAUUUAAAUGGGUAAAAAAAACAAGUAGCAGCUAUUGUAAAUACAAUAUAGUGAUCUGCAAAAAAAUGACUAGCUCCCUUAUUAUUCAGGAAAAUGUGGUUUGGACUGAGUCUUUAAGCAUUAUGAUACCCUACUUCCAUGCCAUUGAAUUAUUGAUUUUCUAUGGCUGUUUUAUAGGGCAGUGCUUUUACUCACGCAGGGACUUCUUGACGUAAUCAGAUAUACGCAUAUAUACAUAUAUAUGUAUAUGUAUUGGAUAUAUAUAUACUAUAAGGCAACAGUAAAGGCUUCCAGAACUGACGGUGUGAUAGAAAUAUCAGGUUGAUAAGUAGGUUAGAUUGGCUAAUGACAAGUAUAUUGUCACAGGAUCUACAAUUAAAUAUUAAGCAAUAUUGAUGAUAAUGGCACUGAAACAUAACGAACACAACAGGGUGGAGAGAGGAAUCUGACAUAGCACAUAUCUCAGUAUUGGCCACUCUUAAUCAUCCUUUUUUUCACUGUUGUAAAUAUUUAAAAUAUGUGAUCUGCAUGUGUAUAGUGUGAAAAUACUAAUAUGUUUCUUACUGCAAGGCUUAUGCAAGAUUUUAUACUAUUAAAACGCUGCAUUGAUCCUUUAACCACAUGUCCACAGUAGGUAAGAAGUUAACACGUAUAGACUCAUGUGUUUUCAUGUGUGAGAUCCUUUCAUCAAAGUUUGCCUCAGCUGGGGUGUAGUACCGCUCGUUGCCUCAGGGGUGUCCUCUUUCACACAUCAGUGUUAUAAAACCAGGUAUCCUCUCUUAUAUUUACAUCCUGUCUUCCAAGACCAAGAAUAAGAUUAAAAUUAGGAAUAAAAAUAAGGAUAAAAUAGCAGAAAACCAACAUGCAGUACAAUGAUGUCAAAAAUGCCAAACAGUUGCUGUAUGUAGUUGGUGAGGCAGCAAAUCAACGGCAAACCAUUAGGGUCAAAUCCCAGCGCUUAGUUAAAUAUAAACUUUAGUCGAAGUAGCUAAUGUGGGAAAAAAAGGUACAUGUUUUAAAGUACUUGGAAAACAUGCACAUGUGUUUGCUGCCUUGCCAGGAACUACAACUCCAGGAGAGUGUUUAGCCUAGCGUAGCACAAAGACUGUCAAAAGAGGAAAUAUACUCCUUCAAAAUGUUUCUGUUCACAUGUUGUAUGCUGUAAGCUAGCAAGGGGUUGUGCUUGGUCCAGUCGUGCAUCUUGGAUGGAGGCAGGUUAGCUUUCCAGUCUGCUUCCAGUGUUUGCACUAAGCUAAACUAAACCAGGGACAAUCUUUCUGUUCACGUGUCGUGUGUUGUAAGCUAACGAGGGGUUUGGGGUUUUGUUCCGAGUUAGGAACGUGUGUGAAAGCUGUGAUUUUUAUCACAGCUAAAUCUGUGGUAUAUGUUUCCAAAGUGGUUAAAGAACCAUCACUUUAUAUUAAAAACACUUUACAAAAUGGCUAAACGGUUGCAAAGCCACUAUUGCUGGCAGUUAAAUCUAAAUAGAGUCUCUUCUUAACACCUGCAGUUGAUUCAGCUCAUUGAAACAAAUCUAGGAGUGCAGAUAACACUCUUGUACUGAUGGGUUGUAUAUAUAUAAUUCAUCCCAUUCUUCUAAACAUGGCUUGAAUGCAGGAUAAGGAAGCAGGAUAUUACCCAUAAUGUCUGGGUGUUCCUUUAAUAACCUGCAUAUUGCAGCUGUAGUACAUCUAUCGGGUUACAUUCAUCACAUUCAGGCCUGAGUAUCGUCCACAUGAGAAACACACAAAUAAAAGUUGCACACAAGGUUUUGUGUUCCAUGAAACCUGCUUAGAAACAAUGGCAACAGAUUCUUUCAGAUGAAUUAAUUCACAGUUUCUGGGAAAAAACACACUGUAUCGUGCUUUUAAAGAGGAUAUGAAAUGUUUCAUCCUAAGCAGACGUUAUAAAGCCGGUUUUGUAAGGCACUUUUGACUUCUGAGUCAGGGAGGGGUUACCAGCCUCCUUUGAAUCCCAGCAUGUGUCUGUGGGAAUAAUAAAACCGCAGGUUCAGGUGAUCACAGCUGACGUAAGCUUCAUGAAAGGAUUUCACUUUCUGCCGUUCAACCUCGGCCUGAUGUUUUCUGUUUCAUUACACAUCACAGCCACUAAUUCACAAAGCCUCUCAGAGCUUGAGUGCUGAUCCAUGUGUGGGCAGGGGGAGAUUUAAUACAAUGUUCUCUCAGUUCUGGUAGAUUCACAUCUCUGUUAAUCUUAUUGGUCUCUGUAAAAAAAAAAAGAUAUACUGAAAACCCCAUGAAACGAUGUCUGCAGCUUCGCAGUUUACUAAUACCUCCAAUCACAGAGUAUCAAAGGAACUUUCGAGUGCAGUUUCUGGCACUGAAAUCAAUUAAGCUUAAUUCAGUCCAGUGCGGAUCAGUGGCUUUUACUGUGCUUGAAUUUAAUCUUAUCUUUGAUUCAUAUCUGAUUAAUAGAAAACCACUGAUCUCUUGAUCUCUAUGAGGUACCGCUUUACAAUAAGACUAGCCUGUUUAUAACUAGUUUAUUAAUUGGCUUGUUAACACUUUAUAAAUGAUUUAUAAGCUGUUAUAACACAUUAGAUAAUAAGGGCAACAGUUUCCAUAUCGUUAGCCCAUAUGUCUCUGUACUGUUCAGCCUCAUAUCUUACUUGUUACUGAGCUUUCUUUGUUUUCUCCAUCACCAUGUUUGUACCUGCUGCUUCAUCAUGUUUGUUCAGUUACUAACAAUGAACCAGCAUCAGCGUCUUCAUGGUCAUUUGACAGAUCAAAUUAUGGCAGAUCACAUGAUCAUAUCAUCAGAUCAUACAUGGUAUUUUUUGUAUUUUUCAGUCCUCACCUGUAAAAAAAAAAAAAAAAAUCAUAAUUGAUAACCACCAAUAGGAUAUACUUUAUACAAGAACAUUGAAAAAGCUCCAAAAUACUUCUACAUCUUCAAGCUUCUAGGUCUAAUAGUUUAGUUUAAUGAGUCACUAUAAAGCUCCUUUUCCCAGUUAUAAAUGGUAGUAACUCAUUAGUAAGAUAAAUGAGUAGUAAGCAUAGUGAGCCUCCAUCAAUGUAUGAAAACUGUGUUAUAACUUGUUUAUAAUUGUUUAUUUAGCCUAUGAUUCAUAAAGUCUUAACAACCAAAUUAAUAACCAUUUAUAAAUCCUUUAUAAGUGUUGUCUUAUGAACAUUUUAUGACAACACUUUCAGAUCAGGAGAUUCUUUUGGACAACAGCACUCCUCUGGGCUACAGUGAAUUAUUGCACACGCAUUGCACCCUGUCUGCUUGAAAUGUGUUUUGUAGCCUCACAUCUGUCCCCACCAUGAUAAUAACCCCCCCAGCACCUAAGAAUGUUUUUUUUAUACAAAGGGGGGAAAAAAGAAGCAGUAUUCCUAGAAGUAAUCUAGAAAUUUUCCUAUAAUCAGUGUGUUUACUUUGGUAGUAUCCUACCUUUGGAGUAUCCUCAGAAAGAAAAAAAGAAAAAUCUCACUUCCUUUGAAUGAAUGAAUGAACAUGCUCGAGUACAUUUCAUGGUCAGAACCUUUUGUAGUAUCACAUUUAGCAUCAAUAGAUUAUUCUUGCUACUGACGUGCUUUGUAUUUGUCCUUCCUCUGAUAUUAUAGCCUAUAUCUGCUGUCCCAGACUAUACCUAAGAGUUAGUGUAACUGCAGCAUGCUGACCUGUAGAUUGCUUGUGGGACAGCAGGCGUGAUGCUGUUAGCUGAUAAUGAUAGUAAUAAUAUGACUUGCACUUUUCUGUACAGCCCGCCUCCCGAGUCCAUCCUGAUCUCGUCAUCGAUGUCUGGCUCCGGUUUCCCAUGAACCCUCCCUGACUCUAAAUAUCACCUUUCACUUGAUGGCAUUCAGACAGUAGCAGAGAGUGACAGUUAAAGGAGAAUACCAGUGUUUCUUUUUUAAACGGAUUUUAUUUCCUGUUAGGUUCUGCAUACAGUCAGUUCAGGGAAUAAGAAAGGCUGUUUUUCAAUAGCAAAAACUAUUUUCUACCAUUUAUUAUUGUAAAAUAUGAAAACAUGAAGCUUCCAUUUGGCUCAGUCAAACUUUGUUCCAACUAAAUAUAACUAAAAGUAAAAAAAAUUCACCUUUGCACAAACUUUUUCAUAUCAUUCAUGUUUUGUUUUUCUAUCUACAGUAUCUUUGCUCGGACAUGACAACUUUUGUAUUUUGCUGUAAAAUCAAUCAAAAGCAGUUUGACUUUUUAAUGACACUGGUAUUCUCCUUUAAUAUAAUCAUAAUAUAAUUAUAUAAUGUGCAUAGACUCCCAUGAAACUGGUGUCUAAAUAAAAGUAAAAAAAUAAAAUCAGAUUCUAAGCUUUGUUUUUAUACGUGGAAUAAAUGCUGAAUGCCAGAUGUUAUUUACAGUUUCUAUAAAAUCCCAAUAUAAAGCACAGACAUUCUCUUCAUUGUGAAGCAUGGUUCUGGUUUUGGGAAGCCCCAGACUCAGGAUGGCUCGAGGCUUAAGUAGAUGCUGUUGGUUUUAACUCAUGAUUCAGACAGGAGAAGUAUUGGCAUUGUCAAUAUUACUGCAGCUCAAUAACCUAAAAAAUUACCUUUUCCACCUGAUCUUGCACUGUAACUACAAUAAAAUAAUUUUAUUUUUCAUUUACAUUAUGAUAAUGGUUUUGAUUUUUAAAUGAUUAUAGAGGUUUGGGAGAACGUUUUGUCUCGUUUGUGUUUGUGUGUACUAUUAGAGAAACAUGCAGCUGACUGUUCGACACACACAUAAGUGAAAUCUGUAGUUGCUGUCUGGACAUUUCGGUUCAUUCAUCUGAGAGGCUACACCAAACUCUCUGCUUUUGGAAAUGAUGAGAGUAUGUGUCUGUAUGUUAAAUGAAUAUGAAUUAUUAAAACUAUUAAACAUUGAAAAUAAAGGAAACAAUGAUAACUUCUGAAAUAGGAUACAUAGUAAAAUAUGAAUAAUUCAUACAAAUAAAAUACAUACAGUAAAAACAAAUAAAUGCAAAAUAUAAAUAAGAAUGAUGAAAACAAAAAUGGUAAUAAAAGAAAAAUUAUUUCAAAAGGACACAACCAAACAAUAUACGGUUUUAAUAAGGUGAAAUGAAUUUUUUUUGAAUAAUAAAGUAUUUGUGAAAAAAUGUUUAUGAAUUAUGAAAGUAUGCUUGUGUCCAUAUUGGUCAUUUUUAUGGAUCAUUUUCAGCCCAACAUAAUCUUAUAUUUGCUUGUAUGUUUGUACAAAAGGAAACUAAUUUUCUUUGUUGUGUUGACUUAGUGAAAUCCAGUCCAGUUCUCACCGUCAAUCUGUCGCUGAUCAAAACAGUGUUUUCCUCAGGUGAGGUUGUAAGUGAAAAACACAGGUGCUGAGGAGGAAUUCUGGUCUGCUCAGUGGUUUGUCUGUUUGUGCGUGUCACUUUCAUUUUGAAAGAAAUUACAUGAAUGCUUCAAACCUCAGAGUUCAGAUUUCAUUUGAUCAUUUUCCAAAGCUGGGUAAUCAUUGACUUUUACAAUACUUCUGUGUCCUGCCAUGAACAAGCCACUUAUACCCUGUUGUUUGCUUGAAGAAUAAAUCAGUGGUUAUUUCUAUACUGGUACUAUGUAAGACCUUUUGGCAUCCUGCACAGACUUUUGUAAAGCUUCUCUCUUUUCUGUAAUGAAUGAAUAAUUCCAAUUAAAUGAAUUUUCAACAGA